Messenger RNA from Solanum lycopersicum (tomato), 2732 nucleotides. RefSeq names its product sulfate transporter 1.3. Gene Ontology annotation, molecular function: secondary active sulfate transmembrane transporter activity. Gene Ontology annotation, cellular component: plasma membrane. Gene Ontology annotation, biological process: transmembrane transport. The record is from RefSeq and is a predicted model, not a curated record. NCBI's taxonomy places the organism in Eukaryota, Viridiplantae, Streptophyta, Magnoliopsida, Solanales, Solanaceae.
CCUUAUAUUUGUCAUCAAACAACAAAUUCAUUUUCUCAUUUCAUUACCCUAAAAAAGAAAAAAAAUUCUUGUUUACAACACUCAAAAGCCCUUUUCCCCCUACACAUGCAUUCAUCUUCUUCUUGUUAAUCAACCAAACAAAAGAUUGAAUAUUUUCAUACAUUGAACCUAGACAUGAUUUGAGAUUGUUACUUUAUUAGGAUUCUUGAUCUCAAAGGUCAAUUUCAUUUUUAUUUUAUUUUUUUUCAAAAGUGUACUUUUUUUUUUUCUGUUUUCUUGGAAUUAUUAUUUGAUGCCCAGAAGAAGUACCAGGACCAUCAAAAGUGUGAAUAAAAUGGCUAAGGUGAAUAAGUCCUUUCUAAUCUAAGAUGGGCCUAUCUUCAAUAGACGCAAAAGAAAUGGACUACCGAAGUUUAUCAUCCUCGGAGCACCAACAACCACCAUAUAUGCACAAGGUUGGACUCCCACCGAAACAGAACUUAUUUGAUGAGUUUAAGACUACUGUAAAGGAAACAUUGUUUUCAGAUGAUCCUCUACGUCCCUUUAAGGAUCAGCCAAGGUCUCGGAAGUUUAUCCUUGGUUUGCAGGCUGUAUUUCCCAUACUAGAAUGGGGUAAAAGCUAUAACGUUUCCAAAUUCAGAGGUGAUGUUAUUGCUGGUCUGACUAUUGCAAGUCUCUGCAUUCCUCAGGACAUUGGAUAUGCAAAACUCGCAAACUUAGCUCCUCAGUAUGGGUUAUACUCCAGCUUUGUUCCACCUUUGGUUUAUUCCUUCAUGGGUAGCUCGAGAGAUAUAGCAAUAGGACCUGUUGCUGUUGUAUCGCUAUUGCUAGGGUCUCUCCUCAGCAGUGAAAUCGAUCCAACGACAAAUCCAAUUGAAUACCGGAGGCUUGCAUUUACAGCUACCUUUUUUGCUGGCAUUACCCAAGCUACUCUUGGAAUCCUAAGAUUGGGAUUUUUAAUAGACUUCCUAUCACAUGCUGCUAUUGUUGGUUUCAUGGGCGGUGCAGCCAUUACAAUUGCCCUCCAGCAACUUAAAGGUUUUCUGGGCAUCAAGAAGUUUACCAAGGAAACUGAUAUCAUUUCGGUGAUGAAAUCUGUAUGCCGUUCAGCCCAGCAUGGAUGGAACUGGCCAACGAUUCUCAUUGGAGCAAUCUUUUUAACUUUACUUUUGUUCGUGAAGUACGCUGGAAAGAAGCACAAAAAGCUCUUUUGGAUACCUGCAAUUGCUCCUCUGAUCUCUGUCAUUCUUUCCACCUUCUUGGUCUACAUAACCCAUGCUGAAAAACAAGGAGUCGAGAUUGUGAGACACAUUGAGAAAGGAAUCAAUCCUCCUUCGGUCAAGGAGAUCUAUUUCACCGGUGAUUAUCUCCUAAAAGGGCUUAGGAUUGGUAUUGUAGCUGGAAUGAUUGCAUUGACGGAAGCUGUUGCAAUUGGAAGAUCAUUUGCUGCAAAGAAGGACUAUCAGUUGGAUGGAAACAAAGAAAUGGUGGCGCUUGGGACAAUGAAUGUCGUCGGCUCCAUGACAUCAUGCUAUGUGACAACAGGUUCCUUCUCUCGUUCAGCAGUAAAUUACAUGGCUGGCUGCCAAACUGCAGUUUCCAACAUUGUCAUGUCUAUUGUUGUGGUCCUGACAUUGUUGUUCAUAACCCCUCUUUUUGAGUACACUCCGAAUGCAAUACUCUCUGCCAUCAUUAUCUCUGCUGUCAUUGGAUUGGUAGACUAUGAAGCAACGAUUUUGAUUUGGAAGAUCGACAAAUUUGAUUUUGUUGCUUGCAUGGGAGCAUUUUUUGGUGUGGUUUUUGCCUCUGUUGAGAUUGGUCUUAUAAUUGCUGUCUCAAUAUCAUUUGCUAAGAUUCUCCUCCAAGUCACAAGGCCACGAACAGCUCUUCUUGGCAAGAUCCCUAGGACAAAUGUAUAUCGGAACAUUCAACAAUAUCCCGAGGCAACACAAGUUCCCGGUGUACUAAUAGUGAGAGUUGAUUCUGCUAUCUACUUUUCAAAUUCUAACUACAUGAGAGAGAGGAUAUUGAGAUGGCUAACUGACGAAGACGAGCAACUAGAAUCAGUUAACCAACCUAAAAUUCAGUUCUUGAUAGUUGACAUGUCGCCUGUGACUGACAUUGACACUAGUGGUAUCCAUGCCUUUGAAGAGUUGCACAGAAGCCUACAUAAGAGAGAAGUUCAGUUAGUUCUGUCGAAUCCUGGAAGAGUAGUGAUUGACAAGCUGCAUGCAUCUGAUUUUGUGAAUCAAAUUGGCGAGGACAAGAUCUUUCUCACUGUAGGAGAUGCUGUCCUGACCUGUUCCGCAAAGUCCCCUGCAGAAGUAGUCUGAAGUUGUAACUUGUAAAUGCAGCUAUGCUUGGAUGUCCGCGCAGUAUAUAGCCGAGGGAAGUAUAAAAAUCAACUUGCAUGUACUUGUUAAAUGUAGAGUGAAUAAGCCAAUUGUGGUUGUAAUGCUGAUGUUUGUUUGUUGGUUGAAUAAACCAAAGAUUUGUUAGCUAUCUUUUGGAUUGUAUAGUUCAAAACUUUCUUCUCAUUGAAGGUUUUGCUGAAAUUAAGCAAUGUUGAACUUUCAAGGAAUUUAUGUGAUUCAAGUAUGCCAUUCACCAAAAAAAAAAAAAGUUAUAAAGAGGUACAUGUGUGUAUCAAUGAAUCAAUUAUCUUGUAUGAAUCCUUUGUAAAAUUGAGAGGUGCAUUAGCCUAUGAAAAUAUAUUUUGUCAACUCACCCGA